UACAAGAUGGCCUGAUCAUCUCCUGCGGGGUCUUGUACGCCCUGUGCUACUUCUUCUGCAUGAUCCGAACGUAUCGCGACAAAACGUAUCCGGGCUCCAGCAUGGGCGGGAUCCAGUUCCUGUGAGUUGAGUUGAGUCGCGUCCGGUGCGGUCCGGAGCCAUGAUGCUGACGAGAAAACCAGGUGCCUGACAAUGGCAUACGAGGUCUUCUACGCAUUCACAACGACAUCGACAUGGUUCGAGAAGCUAGCCUUCCUGAUCUGGUUUGAGAUGGACGUCGUCUUCGCCAGUAUCGCCAUCCGCCAUGCCCACGCGCCCCAGCAGCGGUGGCCGCUGACGCGCAACAUGAUCGGCGGCUGCGUCGCUGCCAUCCUGGGGCUGAAGGGGCUGGCGACUCUGUAUCCGGAUGAACGCGAGCAGGUCACGGCGUACUGGACGGGGAUUCUGUUGCAGUUUCCGAUCGGGUGGACGUGUGUGUAUUCGCUGUGGAAGAAUCAGGAUACCCGGGGGCAUUCGCUAGAGAUGUGGAUCACUCGGUAUCUGGGAUGUUUCACCGCGUAUGGCGUCUUUAUCUGGCGAUAUCUGAACGUCCCGCAGAACUGGGGAUAUGUGGCGUCACCAUGGAGCGUGGGGAUCAUUGUGCUGACUCUGUUGCCGGAGACGGUCUACCCCUUCCUGUACUUCAGGGCGUACAAGGCUCGAAAGGCGAAGGGGGAGUGAUUUGCUGGUUGGAAACUGUCACACAUGAGGAACAGCUUCAAGUGGUUAUGACUGUGUCGCUUAUGAACCUAAAGAACACAAGGGCUGGAAAGAAACUUUUCACUUCAUUGGUAUCAUAUUUAUAGACGAAAGAAAGAACAAAGGAAACAGGAACAGCCAUAACCCCCACGACAUCGAGCCGUAUUAAA
Molecule: messenger RNA, 908 nt
Organism: Aspergillus steynii IBT 23096
Lineage: Eukaryota; Fungi; Ascomycota; Eurotiomycetes; Eurotiales; Aspergillaceae
Exons: 2
Coding region: 193-720 (175 amino acids)
Molecular function (GO): lyase activity
Source: RefSeq, a predicted model, not a curated record